CGUAUGCGGUCCGAUGACAGAGAGAGAGAGAGGGAAAUAAGAACGUUUGCGCAGCGACCAAUAAUAGUCUACCAGUCUCCAAGAGUUUGAUUUCACUUCUCAUUCCAAAACCAACACGAGAUAUAACAGUUUGUUAAACCCAAGUUUUCCAACGAGAUUCCAUUCUCAUUUCCUCCGUUACCAGUGAAGUCAACAAACAUUCGCAACGAUACCUGUAUCGUAUCCCUGGGGAAUUGGAUUGCUGGAAUCAGUACAUGCCUCAGCAGGACUUUAUCAUCUUGAUAUUUUAUUGAAAGUGAUAAACUAAUCAGGACAAAAAUUAUUAUUAAAUAUAAUUUUAAUAACUGUAAUCAAGUUCUUGUUUCUUGUUUUAUCACCAAUUAGCAAGUCUGGAAAUCUUGAUACAUUGGUGAUGAGGAUACAACUUCUUCAAAGAACUCUAUAGGCAUCAAAGUCAAUUGAUCGUCAUAAUUAUGGAGAACUCAACAGCCAACAUGUCAUCUUCGGUUGAUGAUUUGACAACAGAGAUACCAGCUAACAAGGAACUGGCUGGUCACAAUCAGUUUAUCAUAAUUUCUGUCUGUUACAUCAUCAUCUGUGUCUUCGGCAUCGCUGGCAACUCGAUGGUCAUCGCCGCUGUCGCACUCUGUCGGAAACUCCAGACACCGACCAACGUGUUCGUGGUCAGUCUAGCCAUCACCGACCUGCUCUCUUGUUUGACCCUCCCAUUUCAGGUGGUCAUGUUUCUGAGCCGCGAUGACAGCACGCGUCUUCCUAACGGACUAUGUGCCUUCAUCGGAGCUAUCAGCAUCAUCUGUUUGGUUGGGAGCAUCUUAACAUUAGCUCUGAUAGCAUUCAAUCGAUGUUUCCUCAUCACACAACCAAGGAAGAGAUAUUCUUGGCUCUACACCACCAAGAAAUUAUUCGCAAUGACUGCCAUGGCUUGGUUGUACCCAACCUUCAUUCUCGUCUUGCCCCAAGCCAUGGGUGUCGGCCAGCUUGGUUACUCACCUUCCUAUCGAGCUUGUCUAUGGAAUGAAUCUCAUCCAUACGCAUUUGUGAACGAUAUCUUGGUUGCUAUCACGUUCUUAUUCACAUUCAUAAUCAUUCUCUUCUGCUACAUCAAAAUCUGGAUCUACAUCCGGCACCACGUUCGUCGUCUGCGAACCCACUCAUCUUCAAAAGUUCCCGCCAAUGAACCUAGCAACCUCGAUGACAUGAGCAGUACUCAGGAACACCAUACGGAUACCAGUGCAGGUCCGAGUCAAGGACAUGGCCACGCCCCUGCUAACGGAGGUUGCAAGCUGGAAAAGAAGAAACGAAUUAAAACAGUGAGCACGCGUGAGAUCGAGAUAACCAAGAACCUCUUCUAUGUUGUUUGUGCAUUUUUUAUGUGUAUCAUCCCGUAUACCAUCACGCUAGUACUUCCAGUAGAUCCGAUCCUAGAUCUUCUAGUUCUUUACGCAAGUAUCCCACUUGUCUUCAAUGGCUGCGUAAACCCUAUAAUAUACGCAUACAAGCACCCUACUAUGAAAGUGGUGUUUAGAUAUAUCAUCAAGUGUCAAAUAGCUUCGAUCCCUAAACCUUCGAAAUGCCUCCGCCGUGCGCUGAGCCUACAUCAGAACUCUGAGGUGAGAGGGGAUGGGCAGAUCAAGACAAUUCAUCAAAGAGAUGGUCAUCCUUCAUUUUGUAGUUUGAAGAGGGAAUCGUUCAUGAGACAAAGCUCGAACAACCCAUCUUCAAGAUCGCUUGGUAGCCUCAAUAAGCACGAUAUAUCACCAAACAGACAAAAUUCAACCAAUGCCUCCACGAGAUCAUUUGGUAGCCUCAGUAAACCCGAUAAAUCACAGAGCAGACACAACUCAGUCGGUAGUUACAAAGGAAUCACUCGCUAACACUUCCACUCCUCCAUGUAAUCGAAGACUUUUUAACUUAUUGAUAAAUAUUUGAAAUUAGCCUUCUCAGUAUGAUGUAACCAUAUGAUGAUACAGACUAAGUGCAUUUUGAAAAUUGAUAUUUCAAUUUGUGCCUUGAUACUUUUCAUGAAGCAGAUGAUGACGAUGAUUACAAGAUAUUGUCUGGCGCCAUUAUUCUGUUUAAAGACAUUAAAGAAUAAAAAAAAAUCAUAAAAAGUAGGAUCUUGAAUGUUUUUGAAGCAGGGUGUAACUCUGGAUUAAAGUUGUGAGUGCCUCGCAUGAAAACAUGAAGUCAGUAAUACUGGUCGUAUGAAGUAGCCCAUGACGCCAUCAAUAUAAUGGAUUGUAAAUAGGAUUGAUUUGUCGUUGAAUAUAAUUCAAUGUCAUGACUUUUCACAAAACAUUGAAAAGAUUUCUGUCGACAAAUUUUCUUUCGGAGCUUUGUGAUCCACAUGAGAAGGUCAAAGAACGAAGACUGUCAUGUUAGUAUUGAUUCGUGAUAAUCAUUGCAUUCGUGGUUGAAGCAAAUUAAAGAUCACAGUAGAAAUUGUCCAAAUGUUCAAGUUAUAUCUUAAUGAUCAUUAUUUGACAUUGUUCCUACCAUGGAGUUAUCAUUAGAUAAGUUGGGUACCAAUCUUCAUACAUCACAAUAAUCCAGUCUGCCUUGAACCUGCUCUAAAAUGUCUAAUUGUAGCAUUCUUUAGACCCACUUAUUGUAUGAUUGUAUUUUCCUUUGGGCUUGCCUGAUAUUGCCAUUAUAAAAUGAUGAAAAGCGGCCUAUACGCGCUAUCAUAGAAAAAUAGUCCUAGUUAUUUCUUCAAGUUUUGUUCUUAAAAAUUGUAUGUUUCUGAAAUAUUAUGGGACUUAAUUGCUUUAUUAAUUGACUAUUAUUGUAGUAAAAUUGCAUUCAGAUUAGGCACAGUUGGACCCUAGAUCGAAAAAAUCGAAGACAAAUAACACUUAAAUUUUUGUAUCGGAACACAUUGGAAAGAUUGCAUAGAUUCAUAAAUCAAGUGUGUUGCAUCAUUGAGUUUAAAAACUUUAGGCUAAAUUUGGCGCUAUUCAGCUAAGUCACUCUGAUCGCAUGCGGGCUGUUCUUUUACAGGAAGUUGAUCUCAUAGUCUCCUUGACAUAUGUACUUUUUAGAUAAUGCAUAAUUAAUCUACAGUAAGUUGUUUGUUUGUUUUAACUCCGUUUAAGUCGUUCAUGGCACGAGUAUAGUGGUUUAUUCUUUAUCAUAUUCCUUCCUCCAAGCUUGUUUACUAUACUGUGUGAAACACAAACAACUGAGCUACCACGACAUUCGCGUGAUAAUACCAGUCAAUGUAAUUUCCAAGUGUUUAUGCACGUUUACUUUUCGGUUUUCGAUCCUGUAAGCGAUGAUUAAUGUGUAAUCAUUAGUAAAAAUAUGUCACCGAAAACUUGAUAUUGCAACUUUCCCAUGCAGAUUUGGAGCCCGAUGUUUAACUAGCCAACACCGCUUGCCCGGUCCGCUUCGCAAUUAAUGGCCAAACAAGUUAAGAACACAAUUUGUAACGAUUUCUUUGGUGGCUUUCAAAAUAAAUAUCAUUUAACAUGUACGUAGAUUUUAAACCAAUAGUUGGGAUCUUGAAGAUAACACAAAUAAGGUUGAAAGUAAAUUGGAACAUUUACAAGAGUACAAACAACGAUGGAAUCGUAUCAUUAUAUUCAUACAUCAUUUUUUUAAAUUAUUCAUUGAGAUGAUAUACAAUCCCAGGGACAUAACCCUGGGAUAUUAUAUUCUCAAGCGAUGGUAAUUUCAUAUUUCCUGGUACUUUUUAAUUGCUACAUUUCUAAUCUCUCUGUAUUACAGUACUCGUAUUGUAGGUAUAACUCUUCGUUUUCAGUUUCCUCAAAAAGGGGCUUUCUACCAAUCCAGGAAUGGAACAAGUGAGAUAGUUGUCCAAUUCGAUGACAAUCUUUUCACAAUGUCUGGUCAUGGACCCUGGUCGGUCUGGUAUAUCAAUAGCAUUUCACACUACAGGCUUGGUAUCCGAUUUCGAUACCUUCAUUAUUCUGCUUUUUGGGAAAGAAUCGCGUGUUGAGGUAAAAACAGCAUUAUCCAUGCUAUCUAACGUCAAGUUUAUUAUUCUCCAAUCCUUUGUGUGACAUGCUUGAAAAAGUGUAUUUUCAUGUUUAAUAUUUUAGGUAGGAAAUGGCUCCAAUUUUUAUCUUAGUCUUAAAGUAAAAAAAUGAAAAAACACUAACGGUUUUAAGGUUGCCAAUAAAUUGAAAUAUUUGUUGCUUUAUAAAGAUUAGCUAAAUUAUUGUCAAAGCUUUUAUUAUAUAGGAAUGUGAGUUACUAACAACUAAAUACAUUUUGUGGAAAGGUAGUAGACGUAACUUAAGCUCGAGUCACACUGGGUGAACAUACUCCAGACCAACCAGAUUAUUAAGGCUUUAAUAAUAACACACCUUCGGUCAGUUAUAGGGAUUCCAUUAUGUUCAUGUGACUCUAGAAUUAUGCAUUUUUUUCAAGAUCAGGAACUCGAAAAUAUGUUUGAUGCAUUAAUUUACCCACAACAUAAUGCCUGAUGUAAUUCUUUAUAUAAUGCUACAAACAUUCAAAAGAGAUCCCAACCCAAAAUAAUAUCUUUUGACGGUCUGGGACCCUUAACGCAAAGCUUAGCAAUGAUCGUAGAACAUUUUUCUACGAUUGAUUGCAUUGACUACAAUGUACAAUCAAUCGCAAAAAUCAAGCGUACGAUCAAUCGCUAACCUUUGUGUUACGGUUUCACCGCCAUGGGCGGAAAUCCCAGGGGGGGGGGGGGGGCAGGGGGACGCGUCCCCCUACCCAACAUAGUAGGGGGGACGCAAUAUCAUAUGUCCCCCUACUAUUUUUGGUCUUUUAUGAUGGAAAGAAAUACAU
This is a messenger RNA of Lytechinus pictus (painted urchin), 4806 nucleotides long. Its product is annotated as G-protein coupled receptor moody-like. Bases 474 to 1895 code for a protein of 473 amino acids. Gene Ontology annotation, cellular component: membrane. Gene Ontology annotation, molecular function: G protein-coupled receptor activity. Gene Ontology annotation, biological process: G protein-coupled receptor signaling pathway. The record is from RefSeq and is a predicted model, not a curated record. Lineage: Eukaryota; Metazoa; Echinodermata; Echinoidea; Temnopleuroida; Toxopneustidae. The transcript has a single exon.